AGCUGAUCGCGUGAUUGUAAACAAGAUACCUAGAUAACGACCGGGAGCAUCUUUGGUCCAUGCCAAAAAUCAAUAAUUUGAUCCGGACAGAGGUUAUGCUACGCCCUCCCAUUCGUUGCUCUCGUCUUGUGCUUACUCUAGUCCAUUGCGAUAUAGUGCUGUAGAUAGAGAAGCUGUAGUUGUCCACAUCCCGGUUUGAAGCAAAUCUUCUGAAAUUCAAGCAAUAAUGAGUAAGUUUGGAGGGAGGAGAAUGUCCGACAGCGUCGAUUACGAGGGCGACCAAAGCGAACAAUACGAGGAGAGUCCGAGGGACAGUUCUUACUUGGCUGGCCGUGAGCCUGACUAUGACGGCGUGGACGAGGAUGAGGAUGAUGAACAAGUCGGCAGUAUGAGCGUGGUGGUGUGCGGCCAGCCGUUCGAGCAUCGUGCUCAGUCGGCACGGCGUCGGACGAAGUCAGCGCAGCUUCGUCAAACCGGCGACACGGUGAAGCUGGCCGGUGUGAAAAGUCAGAUCUAUAACCCUGCGUUGCCCAGUCUCAGACGUAUGGACAUGGAUGAUACAGGGCAUCGGCUUACUUACGAACAUUCCCGAGCAACAUCAGCCUUGACCAGACGUUCCUUCAAUGACUGCCGUACAACGUUCUUCCAGCCAGCUACAAGCUUUCCAUCAAAGAGAAUAACGGAGGCAAGUCGGCCUCUGGAGGACCGCUUGCGAGUUCUUAGUGCAAGUGCUCCCACACGGCCUAUACCAUGGACCAGUCUCAUGCAAUCGCUUAGUACACGGCGAGAUGAGGCUGCAGACCGAACUCCAACACCAGUCCGCAAUGUUGGAGUUUUUGGCUUCACUACCCGUCAUCUUCAUCCAUCGCAAACACAAAGUUGGAAGCUUAACCUACGCGGCGGGACGGGAGUUGAUCAGAAAACGUACAGCCAGCAUCUCGUGCCGUCCGAUAUCAAUUUCCGGUAUCGCAACCGCUCACCGCAAUACAUGCAACGCGCAUCUACAGCUGCAUGGCAUUAAUGAUCUGUUAGUGAGAUGACAGUGAUCAUCCCAACUUUCCAGGAACAUCAGUUGUCGGCGCACACAACACGCCUAGCCAAGGCAGCAAGAAAUGGAUCAUAACAUUUCAACCAGAAUCCAAUAUAUAUAUCGAAAAAAGGCCAACGUAUUUUAAUCUAUAUUGAAAUGUUGAUAAUGUAAAUAUCAGAAAGUAUUCAAUGUACAGAAUUUUAGUGAUCUCGGAUUCAGAGAAUCCUUUGUCCACGUAUGUCCUGAAGUAUGCUGUGGUGUCUUUCGUAAGUUCCUAACAAUUUUUGAUACCAGAAAUUUGUGUGUGCGUGUGUGUAUUUGUUAUGCAUUGUACGUGUCUAAGUUCACUAAAUAAAUUCGAAUUCCUAACAAAGAAGAUAGUUGUGAUACUGUUCAAUGGAUUUGAAUAUGAAGUCAGUUGAGAA
Sycon ciliatum is the source of this 1455-nucleotide messenger RNA. RefSeq names its product sperm microtubule inner protein 8-like. Bases 227 to 1021 code for a protein of 264 amino acids. The transcript is spliced from 8 exons. Lineage: Eukaryota; Metazoa; Porifera; Calcarea; Leucosolenida; Sycettidae. The record is from RefSeq and is a predicted model, not a curated record.